CAAGAGCCGCUUGUAGUAUUGCCACGGCACAUUCAAGAACAGCAACAACAACAGCAACAACAGCAACAGCAACAACAAAUGCAACAGUUUUACAUGGAAGAAUUGUCGAACAAACUGUCAAAGUUACGAAUCGAUCCCCUCCUUCGUAUAAGCUCUGAAAAUCAGGGAUAUCAUAACGAUGUUUUCGUAAUGACCUAUUCGCAAGAAAAUGAGAACGACAAUAAUUACAACGAGUAUCAUCUGCCGCCAAUCUUCCCGUUUCGAUACGAAAGGCCGAUGUGCUCCCGUUCUCUUAGUAUUACUGAUGUCACUUACGAUUCUGGUAACAAUAACAGCAACAGCAGUAGCAGUAACAGCAACAAAAUGGAUAAUAACAACGCAGUUGUUUCUACUAACAAUUAUGAUGAAAACGAUUACGAUGAUGUGGAGGAUGAGAGUCCUAGAAAAGGAUUAUUGAAGCAGAUAUUUUGCCUUCCAUUAAAUUAAGAUCCUUAUACACACAUACACAUAAAAAUGGGGCGAGGGGGUUUUUCUGCGUUUUUAAAAUGAAACGAAAGGAAGAGAAGAUAAAAAAUAAAAAUAAAAAUAAAAAAAAAAUAAUAUAAAAAUAAAGAAGGAAGAAAUAUUUGCUUCCCGGUAUUAUUAUAAUAAUACGAUAAACGAUGAUCGAUUAUAUCUAUCGUCAUUUUUUUAUAAACAAAGACAGAUAUGAGAUUUGAGGCCUACGAUAAUGUUGUGAACUUUUAUCAAAGUUCUCUCGUUUGACUUCUGUCAAAGUAGUAGGACGAGCGCAUUCAAAUUCGUCAUACAUUCAUAUAUACAUGUAUAUAUACAUAUGUGAUAUAUACUUUCAUAUAUAUAUCAUAUAUAUAAUAUAUACACUCACACAUUAUAGGAAUUGUACCCUUACUUUAAUUCUCUUGACAUGGUGCUGCAAUAUGAAUUUAUUCUAUUAACGUCUAACGUUAUUUUCAGCUACUUUUAAUGCUGGGAAAUGAGGUUAAAGAAAAUAAUUAAGAAGAAGUAGUAGAAGAUGAUGAUUAUAACGAUGAUGAUAAUGAUGAUGAUAAUGAUGACGAUGGGGAUGAUGAUAAGGAAGAAGAAGAGGAAAGGUGGUAACAGGAGAAGAAGGCAGAAGAAGGAGAGGGAGAAGAUUAAAAAAAAAAAAAAAGAAGAGAAAACGUACCUGACUGCUUCGACUAAUCUCUCUUUCUAAUUUAAAAUAUGUUAUUCCAUUGUGCAGUCAUUCCACUUAUAUCUAUAGGUAUAGAUAUAUAAAUAUAAUAUACAGACAUAAAUACAUACAUUUACACAUAUACUAAUUAACGACGAUUAAUUAACAGUUUUUGCUUAUUCUUCAAAUUUGAACGAUAAUUUUAAUCUGUUCAAUCUAAGUUUAAUCAGGCGAAGUAAGUUGACGCGAUUUAACAACAAUAACUAAAAAAAAAGUAUUAUAAGAAUUAGAAAUUAGAUGCAUUUUAAAUGCCAACAUACCAAACGUAUAGGUGUAAUAAAUAAUAUUUCUACGAUGAUCGACUAGAAAUGAUUGAGAGAAUUUUUCAAGUAUUUUCCUUUGUUGUUUAGAAAUUUUCUUUUCUUUUUUUAAUUGCUUUUUUUUUAUUCAUAUAUAUAUAUAUAUUUUUAUUUUGUUUUAAUUGAACUAAUAAUUACACCGAAAAAUAUAGCUUACAAUUAAAAUAUACGAAUAGUCAUGUAGUCAAAUGAUAGACACUUUGAAAGUGUGUAUGCACUUUGAUUAUAUACCGCGUUAUUAUUAACAAUGAAACGUUAUUCAUAUAUUAUUAUAUAUAUAUAUAUAUGUAAGAUAUAUAUAUAUAUAUAUAUAUGUAAAAAUAUAUCAAGUCGUUGUAACUGUGGAAAAAAAUAACACGUUCCAAAUAUCUUUAUCGAAUGUUUGUGUAAAACCAUGCGCAAACUUAUAUAAUUGAACCGAUUAUUAUAAAAGUGGUGUUUAUUGUUGACAAACAAAACAUUGAGGAAACUUAAUUUUUAUUAAAUAUAAAUAAAAUAUCUAAAUUAUGAGUGUUUCUCAAUUUUUUUCAAAUGUCCUUACACUACUUUCAUAAUAAGAGGUAAAUUUUUUUUUUUUUUAAUAUAUAGUUUAUUUAGAGAGCGAUAGACAGAGAGUAUUAAUAAAAUGUACAUAUAAAGUCAAUUAAGAACGUAUUUUCUAGAUGCUACAUUUAAUUAUACCGUUUGUAUAAUUGCAUUCGCUUGAUAACAAAUAAAAAUGAUAUUAUUAUUAUUAUUAUUAUUAUUAUUAUUAUUAUUUGCAUAUAUAUUUUUGUUAUUUUUUUAUUUGCUUGUUUCUUGCUUCGUUUCUUUCGAGAGAGAAAAAAGAACCUUGUUUGCAGUUACAACGAUUUUUAUACAUUGACCUGAAGUAUUGCUAAAUUAAAAAAAAAUAUAAAAGACAAAAAAAAA
Polistes dominula (European paper wasp) is the source of this 2445-nucleotide messenger RNA. RefSeq lists its product as uncharacterized. NCBI's taxonomy places the organism in Eukaryota, Metazoa, Arthropoda, Insecta, Hymenoptera, Vespidae. The record is from RefSeq and is a predicted model, not a curated record.